Messenger RNA from Mycosarcoma maydis (corn smut), 1923 nucleotides. RefSeq lists its product as uncharacterized. The transcript has a single exon. Gene Ontology annotation, molecular function: protein binding. Lineage: Eukaryota; Fungi; Basidiomycota; Ustilaginomycetes; Ustilaginales. Gene Ontology annotation, biological process: SCF-dependent proteasomal ubiquitin-dependent protein catabolic process. Gene Ontology annotation, cellular component: SCF ubiquitin ligase complex. The coding region runs from base 1 to 1923 and encodes 640 amino acids. The record is from RefSeq and is a predicted model, not a curated record.
AUGGAUUGGCACGUUGCAAGCCAGAGUCUACUAGGAGCGUUGCCGUUGGACCUGUUGGAGCCCAUCCUUUCGCAUUUACGCCAUCGAGUGCGCGAUCUAGCGGCAUGUGCACUCGUAUGCCGUCGCUUCUACCAACUCGCGACGCCUCUGCUGUACGAGCGUGUUUUCCUCCGCGAUCAGACGCGCCUCAAACUCGUGUUCGGCUGUCUUGGCCACAACCAGAAUCUCUGUGCGCUGAUCAGGGUGGUGGAAUUGCGCGUGUUCCCCUUCGGUCUCGAUGCGGAACGACUGGAACAACUCGAGGUAGAUAUUGAAUCCACUUUUAGGCAUGCGAUCAAUCUGGAGGAGCUCGUAUGGACGCGAGCGGGAAGCCUCAAUGAUCGACUGCUGCCAACGCUGCUCGGCUCAUCAGCAAAGUUGCAGAGAUUGGAGCUGGCGGGAGAUGCAAGACUUUGGACCAUGCCGACAUUGCUCAACCACAUUCCGCCGAGUGUGCAGAGCCUCAGUCUGAUACUGCCAGAGAGGGCUGCGCUGUGGGGCCUGGUUGACAUAGCCAAAAAGCUGUUGAACGAUCCGGAGCCGGAAGCGAGCUCAGCGCUAGCAUCGCACGCUGAUGCAGUGCAGAUGGAUAGUGGCAGCGUCAAGCAAGCAAAUGGGCUCCAGAGUCUGAGCAUCCUAUGUCAGCAUUCUACGCACCUGGCGGAUGCAACUCUGAUCGCAGUGGCUCCGCAUCUGAAACACUUACGGCGACUGUCGCUAGCAGGCUGCCGAGCUGUCACGGGACGUGGAAUCGAAGCUAUCCUUCGUCACGCCUGCGAGGACGGUCAUGGUGUCUCAGACCUUGCCAUGGAGGGCCUCAACAUCCAAGCGCAAGGAGUUGACUUGCUGCAUCCGUAUGCUUCCUCUUUACGAUUGCUCUCGCUGACGUAUCCAAGAUCUGCCUCGUCUUCCGGGUCGCGCUCGCUGCCAGCCGCUUCUGUACAUGAUUUCUACACCAGCUUUGCAAAACUCAUCGAGGAGGCCAUCAACCUGGAAGAGCUAACGCACUAUGCCGGUGCUGGUUCGCGACCGGCGAUGGACAGUGGAAACGAGGGCAACGAAGGCGAAGAUGCGCGCCUGGUCAAUUUGGACGAGCUGGAUGACGGCGAAUCCGAAUAUGAUGAGGCGGGAGAAUAUGUUGAGGCGGUGCGGAAGGAUAGCAACGCCAGCGGUGAUGCUUCUUGGACAUGCAACGAUUGGAUCAGACGUUUCUCUGGACCACCACCGGCAGGCAGUGUUCGAUAUGGGUUGCCAAAGAAGUCGACCGCGCCGAGCAAUCUACCAGUGCUACCCACUUGGUUCCUGAUACGGCUUUUGGCGAGUCGGGGCAGUCAACUAAGAAAAUUGCGACUGCACGGCAUCGGACUAUCGCUGGACCAGCUGGGUAUGAUCGCGCAACACUGUCGCAAAGUGCAAGAGCUUGUGAUUCAAAUUUGGGAGGACGACUUGCCACGGCUGGCGGCGUUGCUGUGUCAGCUUCCACAGUUGAAGACGCUGCACAUCCUGGCGUCGGCCUCGUCUGAGACCAGCUUGGGAGAACGAGAGAUACAAUGGAUUGCGCAGGUCUGUACCGAUGCCAAUCGGGAACGACGCUCGCAGAAUGCAAAGAACAUGUGCAAUGGCAACUUGAUGCUAGAAGGGAGCGGUCUACACCAGAUCGGAUUUCGGAACCGUGUCUGGCUUGUCGAACGCACCUUCGAUAAAAAGGAAGAGGCAGGACACGAGACACAUUGCGAUUCGGCUGUUGCAAAUGCGAGUCGCAGCGGUGUUAAUGCAGGAACAUCAUCGGCACUGGGCGAGGAAGAGGUGAUCCAGGUCACGCUCAAGAGAUGGGAUCCUGCAGCAGGCACGUUUCCUGAAGUAUUGCUGGUGGUCAAGUCGUGA